This is a messenger RNA of Daldinia decipiens, 1602 nucleotides long. RefSeq names its product kinase-like domain-containing protein. The coding region runs from base 404 to 1591 and encodes 395 amino acids. Gene Ontology annotation, cellular component: cytoplasm. The transcript is spliced from 6 exons. NCBI's taxonomy places the organism in Eukaryota, Fungi, Ascomycota, Sordariomycetes, Xylariales, Hypoxylaceae. Gene Ontology annotation, biological process: protein phosphorylation; signal transduction. Gene Ontology annotation, molecular function: protein serine/threonine kinase activity; protein serine/threonine/tyrosine kinase activity; ATP binding. The record is from RefSeq and is a predicted model, not a curated record.
UACAUAACCUCCGCCCUCUCGCGAUACUAGACCCUUCCAUUUUCGUGAAUUCACAUAGGUCCUAAAUAGUUGCAUCUUAGGGAAAUUUUCUUUGCACGAAUAGUUGGGCACUUGUUAUCCUCUGCCAGCACACCAUACACCUGUCCUGGACCUAGCCACACUUAUUGUUGGACUGGACCGGCAUUUCAACUCAGCGUUGCCUCUUCCAUUAGAGCGAGCGAUUGACCCACUACUUCAUCUAUCAAUUGCGAUCGAGAAGCACUCCGACCCAAUUGUCUAUUGAUUUGUCGCCCAACACGGCGUCCCGAACCGCGCGUCAACCGCCUCCCGUCUCUUCGUGCUGACGCUUGAGAGACGCCCUGGAUUGUGCCAUUUUGCGAUCGAAUCCGAUCCGCCCUUAACCAUGGCGCAAAACCGCCCGACAGCGGCUUUCAAUACUCUCCGGAUGGGAGAGGUCAUCCGCGAAAAGGUACAGGAUGGAGUGACUGGUGAGACAAGAGAUCUGCAAUACACGCAGUGCAAAAUCGUCGGAAACGGCUCUUUUGGUGUCGUCUUCCAGACGAAGCUUUCGCCGUCGGGUGAAGAUGCUGCCAUCAAACGUGUUCUUCAAGACAAGAGGUUCAAGAAUCGUGAGCUCCAAAUUAUGCGUAUCGUUCGACAUCCCAAUAUCGUGCAGUUAAAAGCCUUUUAUUAUUCCAAUGGAGACCGUAAAGACGAAGUGUACCUAAAUUUGGUACAGGAAUUUGUACCUGAGACUGUCUACCGAGCCUCGCGCUUCUUCAACAAGAUGAAGUCGACUAUGCCGACUCUGGAAGUCAAACUCUAUAUAUACCAGCUUUUCAGAGCCUUGGCCUACAUUCAUUCCCAAGGAAUCUGCCACCGUGACAUCAAGCCACAGAACCUCCUAUUGGACCCGAACACCGGCAUACUAAAGCUUUGCGAUUUCGGAAGCGCAAAAAUCUUGGUUGAGAACGAGCCUAAUGUUUCAUACAUUUGCUCUAGAUAUUACCGAGCGCCCGAGCUCAUCUUCGGCGCCACCAAUUACACAACCAAGAUUGAUGUUUGGUCGACUGGUUGCGUUAUGGCGGAGUUAAUGUUGGGCCAGCCCCUUUUUCCCGGCGAAUCCGGCAUCGAUCAAUUGGUGGAGAUUAUUAAAGUGUUGGGAACUCCUACUCGCGAGCAGAUUCGUACUAUGAACCCGAACUACAUGGAGCAUAAAUUCCCGCAGAUCAAGCCUCAUCCGUUCAGUAAGGUGUUCCGUAAGGCAGACGCAAAUGCUCUAGACUUGAUAGCGAGGUUGCUGGAAUACACACCGACGGAACGUCUGGGUGCUAUCGACGCUAUGGUGCAUCCUUUCUUUGAUGAGCUUCGAGAUCCUAGCACGAAACUCCCGGAUUCCCGGCACUCGAGCGGUCAAUUAAGGGAUUUGCCAAAUCUGUUUGACUUUUCAAGACAUGAAUUAUCCAUCGCACCGCAGCUAAACCAGAAGCUCGUCCCUCCUCAUAUGAAGUCUAUCUUAGCGUCCCGCGGUCUCGAUAUAGAUAAUUUCACGCCCAUGCCAAAGGCAGAAAUGAUGGCCAAGUUAGACUGAAUUACGGUCGC